AUGAGCAAGUGCCUGAAAUUUCGACACGGCAGAGGGCUGGCUCUGUUGUGCGCGCUCCUGGGGAUGCUGUGUGACACAGGAACCGGGCAGAUCCGCUACUCCGUGCGGGAGGAGCUGGACAAAGGCUCCUUCGUGGGGAACAUCUCCAAGGACCUGGGACUGGAGCCCCGGGAGCUGGCGCAGCGCGGAGUCCGCAUCGUCUCCAGAGGUAGGACGCAGCUUUUCUCUCUCAACCCGCGGAGCGGCAGCUUGGUCACCGCGGGCAGGGUCGACAGGGAGGAGCUCUGCGCCCAGAGCGCGCGGUGUUUGGUAAAAUUUAACAUCCUCAUUGAGGACAAAUUGAAAAUUUUUGAAGUGGAAGUAGACAUUAAAGAUAUUAAUGAUAAUGCCCCUAGUUUUCCAACAGAGGAAUUAGAAAUCAAGAUUGGUGAACUAACAGUUCCGGGAACCCGAUUUCCACUUAAAACUGCAUUUGACCCAGAUGUAGGCACCAACUCCUUGCAGAACUACAAGCUCAGUCCCACUGACUACUUUUCCUUGGUUGUGAACACUGGCUCUGAUGGUGCUAAGUACCCAGAGCUGGUGCUGGAGCGAUCCUUGGAUCGUGAGAAAAAGGAAGUUCACCAGUUGGACCUCACUGCCUCUGAUGGCGGUGACCCCGUUCGCUCAGGCACCUUGUGCAUCCAAGUGAUAGUGUUGGAUGCAAAUGACAACCCACCAGUGUUUACACAGCCGGAGUACCAUGUCAGUGUUCUGGAGAACGUUCCAGUGGGCACCCGGCUAAUCACAGUGAAUGCCACUGAUCCUGACGAAGGAUUCAAUGCUCAAGUAUCCUAUAUUCUAGAUAAAAUGCCUGGGAAAAUUGCUCAGAUUUUCCAGCUCAAUUCAGCAACUGGAGAUUUAUCAACAUUAAAAAGUCUAGAUUAUGAGGAGGCUAUGUCCUAUGAAAUAAAACUUGAAGCACAAGAUGGACCAGGUCUUUUCUCAAGAGCCAAAAUUCUAGUCACAGUUCUGGAUGUGAAUGACAAUGCCCCAGAAGUUACAAUCACUUCCCUCACUGGCUCAGUCCCUGAAGAGGCUGCCACUGGGACUGAAAUUGCUCUUAUCAAUGUGCAUGACCGGGAUUCUGGACAGAAUGGGCAAGUUUCGGUUUCUGUCCUAGGAAAUCUGCCAUUUAAUUUAGAAAAAUCAGUAGGCCAGUAUUACCGCUUAGUGACAGCUGGAUCUCUGGAUCGUGAACAGGUGCCCCAAUAUAACAUCAGUCUGAGAGCCACAGAUGGUGGAAGUCCUCCAUUGUCCACAGAAACUCGCAUCACUCUGCAUGUGACAGACAUCAACGACAACCCUCCUACCUUCACUCAUGCCUCCUACUCUGCCUACAUACCAGAGAACAACCCUAGGGGAGCCUCAAUCUUCUCGGUGACUGCCCAGGACCCAGACAGUGAGGACAAUGCUCUCAUCACUUACUCAUUGACCGAUGACACCAUACAGGGUGUGUCACUGUCAUCCUAUAUCUCCAUCAACUCCAAUACGGGUGUACUGUAUGCACUACGUUCCUUUGACUAUGAGCAAUUUAGAGAAAUACCGCUACUGGUGACCGCUAGCGACAGUGGGAACCCUCCACUUAGCACCAACAUAUCACUGAACCUGUUUGUAGUGGACCAGAAUGACAAUGCCCCAGAAAUUCUGUAUCCUGCCCUACCUACUGAUGGUUCUACCGGUGUGGAGCUAGCACCCCGAUCUGCAGAGCCUGGAUACCUAGUGACCAAGGUGGUGGCAAUAGACAAGGACUCAGGACAGAAUGCCUGGCUGUCCUACCGCCUGCUCAAGGCCAGUGAACCUGGGCUCUUCAUGGUGGGGCUGCACACAGGUGAGGUGCGCACAGCAAGGGCCCUUGUGGACAGAGAUGUGCUCAAGCAGAGCCUGGUGGUGUCUGUGCAGGACCAUGGCCAGCCCCCUCUCUCGGCCACUGUCACACUCACCAUCGCAGUGGCUGACAGCAUCCCUGAUGUCUUGGCAGACUUGGGCAACAUCAAGACUCCUGCUGAUCCAGAGGAUUCAGACCUCACACUCUACCUGGUGGUGGCGGUGGCUGUGGUGUCUUGCAUCUUUCUGGCCUUUGUCAUCAUGAUACUUGUUCUCAGGCUGCGACGCUGGCACAUGUCACGCAUGCUUCAUUCUACAGGAGAUAGGGGCAUGCCUGGCUCACACUUUGUGGGUGUAGACAGGAUGCAAGCUUUCCUUCAGACCUAUUCCCAUGAAGUCUCCCUCACCGCGGAUUCCCGCAAAAGUCACAUCAUCUUCCCUCAACCCAACUAUGCUGACACACUCAUCAGCCAGGAGAGCUGUGACAAAAGUGAGCCUCUCCUGGUAUCUCAGGAUUUGCUUGAAACUAAAGGGGACCUCAAGCUGUUUGAGCCAUGA
Molecule: messenger RNA, 2424 nt
Organism: Dipodomys ordii (Ord's kangaroo rat)
Lineage: Eukaryota; Metazoa; Chordata; Mammalia; Rodentia; Heteromyidae
Product: protocadherin gamma-A3-like
Exons: 2
Coding region: 1-2424 (807 amino acids)
Biological process (GO): homophilic cell-cell adhesion
Cellular component (GO): plasma membrane
Molecular function (GO): calcium ion binding
Source: RefSeq, a predicted model, not a curated record